AAAUAAGUCCGUCGUGUCACCAACAUCUCCCCCUCGCCUACACCCCUCCCCUCUCCCUUCUCUCUGCUCCCUCUCUCCUCUAUGCGUCUGAUUCAUCCCCCUCCUCCUCCCUCCGCCACCCCUACCCACGCUCGCUCGCUCGCCCGCCCGUCGUGCCCCUCGUCGUCAUUCUCGUGGGGGUAGUCAUCGGCCCCGCGACGGAGGGAGAGCGGAAGCCAUAUGGCUGACGUCUCCAUCCCCUCCCCCUCCGUAUUCCUCAGGAAAACCCCUCCGCCAGCUCCCCCGCUCCCUCCCACCCACAAUGCUCGCCGGGCCACCCCGACGCAAGCGAAGAAGAAGGCGCCCCGCCGCCAGCCUGUAGUCGACACCACUGCCGGCAUCCUCGAGGGCUCCAGCGUGGCCAAGCCAAAACAGAGCAAGAGUCGUAAUGGUUGCGUGACUUGCAAAGCGAAGCGGCUGAAAUGCGACGAAGAGAAGCCAACGUGUCAACAGUGCGCGAGGAGAAAUGUACCGUGUGGAGGAUACAGAAAGGAUUUCAAGUGGCGCCCGUUUGAGGACUCGAAUGUCAAGAUCAACAUUGACCGUCAGAAGCGAGGACCCUCGCCGCCGAAUGGCACAUCCACAAACCCCACCCCAACGGGUAUCAAGCCUGGCAAGGCUCCUGGCGAAACGUCCGCUCCAGGCGGUUCUCCCGCUGACGACGCGGCGACCGCGCGAAGCGACUCGCCUCGCAGUCAUGGACGUGCCAGCAAACCGCCCGAUACAUCCGGCCUGAUGUUGCCGGAACGAAUCAAGACCCAGCCCAUACCGCCCUCAGGCUCUGUAACUCCAUCCGACGAGCUGCCCGACCCCGCCUCCCUGUCGCUCACGGAUGACAUCGCCUCCGUCAUCCCCAUGGAUCUCAUGCCUCCGGUCACAAUGGCGGACUUCGAAUUUAACCCCGAUGUGCUCGGCCCGGGCGCUCUAUCCCAGUUCGCCCCGGGUCUGGGCCUCUCGCCAACAUUGACGGGCUCCCUGUGGCCCUACAAUGCCGAUGACCCCAUGCAUCAGGACUUCGUCAACUACGAAUUACCCGAAGUCUUUCAAACGCCCCGCUUCGAUCCCCAUCCCAUGUCUCCAACGCUCGCGGCCGCGGCGCUCGACAUGGCAUUUCUGGAGAACGAUAUGGCUUUCGACAUGCCCUUGUCCAUGGGCCUCACCAUGCCCCCCACCUCUGGACUUCCGACUCCAACAUCAUCGAGCCUGGCGGAAUCCCCCGACGGGCUCCACCCCGCACUUGCCUACAUUUAUCCGCAGCCCCAGUACGAAAACGAUGGCAGAGAAGUGCUGACCUGGCGUUUCGCGGAACUCACCUGUGGUGUCUUGUCCAUUGUCGAUGGGCCUGGCGAGAACCCCUGGCGCGACUUGUUAUGGCCAUUGGUCCAGCACUCUCCUGCCCUCUACCACGCAAUCAACGCCAUGGCCGCGUUUCACUCCGCAUUCGACCUUCCUCAAUUGCGCAUCGUCGGACACGAACACAAAGCCGCCAGUAUACGCUACUGCCGCGAAGGCAUUCGUGACAACAGCUUCUCCUUGCUCACGGCCAUCGCUACGUGCCUCGCCCUGGCUUUUGCAGAGGCCUGGGAUCAGCAUAUCUGCACCGGCAUCACCCACAUCAAAGGCGCCCAGGAACUCGUCAAGCAUGCAUUGGCCGCCCAUCGGAAGGAGCGCUUCAACGACGAGGAUCUCGCGCGUCUCAAGUUCUUGUGCAACGCCUGGGUGUACAUGGAUGUCAUCUCCCGCUUGACGUCCGUCGAAUCCAACGAGUCCGAAGACUUUGACAACACCUAUCUUUUCUCGGGCAACCCGAACGACUCGCCCGCUCUCAUCCCCGGGACCAGCGACGCAUCGUCUGGCUUUGGCAUUGAUUUCGGCAUGCCUAUUGACACUCGCCUUGACCCGCUAAUGGGCUGCGCUGGCACUCUCUUCCCCCUGAUUGGACGCGUGGCGAACCUGGUGCGCAAGGUGUGCCGUUCGCAAGCCAACUCUCCCGCCAUCAUCAGUCAAGCCCACGAUAUCAAGAUUGCUCUGGAAACGUGGGAUCCGCCAACCGACAUCGAGCCGCCCAGCGACCCCACCACCACGAUCGAACACACUCUUCAAACCGCGGAAGCAUAUCGAUGGGCCACGCUCCUCCACCUCCACUCCGCCGUCCCCGAACUCCCCUCUCUCACCUCUACCGAGCUCGCCCAACGUGUCUUGCAAUACGUCGCCACCGUACCUCUCACCAGCCGCGCCGUCAUUGUCCACGUCUUUCCUCUCCUCAUCGCCGGCUGUGAAGCCAAGCUGGACGAAGACCGGACCUGGAUCAUGAGUCGCUUCGCCUCCAUGAACAACCGUAUGCGUCUCGGCGUUGUCGACAAAGCGUCGGCCGUGGUGCAAGAGGUCUGGUCCCGCCGCGACCUUUACGAGGCCCAACCCUCCACCAACCGCAAACUCGUGCCCACCACCGACCUCAAGUCGGAACGCCACGGCAGCCGGCCAUUUGUGAAAUCUCCCAAGGGCACGAUUGCGCUGGGCGGCGACCCCGGACACACGGGCAUGGUCUUUAGCUAUGUCGGCGAUACUAACGAAAAUGGCACAUCGGAUCCAUUGGAAACCGACAAGGAGACGCAGAAGAAGCUGCGCGCUCGCCAGCGGCGGGUGGGGAAAGACCCUCGCAUGGGCGAGCUGCAAGACAUUGCGUACACGGUGCGAGGACACUUGCACUGGAUUGGAGUGAUGUGGGAUUGGAAGUGGGAGAUUCUUAUGGGAUGAGAUGCGACACGAGAGCCAUAUGCCUACCGACUACGAUACGACGCUGGAUGUGGACCCAGACUGACGAUUCUUUUCGGCUUGAUUGCCAUCGUUGAUGCA
Messenger RNA from Neohortaea acidophila, 2895 nucleotides. RefSeq names its product fungal-specific transcription factor domain-containing protein. The record is from RefSeq and is a predicted model, not a curated record. Gene Ontology annotation, biological process: positive regulation of transcription by RNA polymerase II. NCBI's taxonomy places the organism in Eukaryota, Fungi, Ascomycota, Dothideomycetes, Mycosphaerellales, Teratosphaeriaceae. Gene Ontology annotation, molecular function: transcription cis-regulatory region binding; zinc ion binding; DNA-binding transcription factor activity, RNA polymerase II-specific. The coding region runs from base 220 to 2796 and encodes 858 amino acids. The transcript has 4 exons. Gene Ontology annotation, cellular component: nucleus.